This is a messenger RNA of Branchiostoma belcheri (Belcher's lancelet), 1013 nucleotides long. RefSeq lists its product as uncharacterized. The annotation marks the transcript as partial. Gene Ontology annotation, cellular component: membrane. The transcript is spliced from 3 exons. NCBI's taxonomy places the organism in Eukaryota, Metazoa, Chordata, Leptocardii, Amphioxiformes, Branchiostomatidae. The record is from RefSeq and is a predicted model, not a curated record.
AGCCCAAGCCUUGUGGCAACUUCCCGUGGGACACUGAUGACGUCACCGUCAGCUGUAACUACACCUACACUGACGUGAAGCAGUGGGGUUCAACUGAACCUCCCAUAGUUCUACAGGGCCGCUGUACCGUCACCUGCCUGCCAGAAGCCGACAUGUUGGUGGGUCCGCCCUAUUCUGACGACUCUUACGGAUACGGCGUGGAGGACGGAGCUUACUACUGCAACGUGGGCAACAGCACAUGGAUGGGAGCAGAACCCGUGUGUCUGGGUGGUUACGACAACUCCAACGUCAUCACGGACGAUACCAACACGGUCCGGCUGGUGGGGGGAGAGUUUUACGGCUGUGUGGAGCUGUACGAUGACGUCACGCGGCAGUGGGGGCCUGUCAGGGGGUGGAGCGCUUACCGUCAAGACAGAAUGUCCUGGGCCGACUUAGCGUGUAGAAACUUGGGUUUCAGGGAAGGGCUGGCUACAGCGGCCUACCGGUUAACAACAAGUGGAGACGUUAGUAGCUCAUGGGUUAGUCCCUUACAGUACCACUACCGCCAAUCCCACCCCUUCUACCCCUCCACUGUCCCCAAGUUCGUGGUUUCCCAGACCCUUCCCCAAUGGGAGAACGCGACUCUGCAUGACGCCAUAGACCGGGUGGUUCGGGGGCCCUGUCCGGACAAUGACUGGCGCUGCAGCAGUGACUACCGCACCAUGUGCCUGGCCUGUGCAGCAGAACGGACACAAGGCCCCACACCUUGUGGCGACUUCCCGUGGGACACUGAUGACGUCACCGUGAGCUGUGACUACACCUACACUGACGUGAAAAGGCCGUGGUCUCGGAACCCCCUAGUGCUACAGGGCCGCUGUACCGUGACCUGCCCGCCAGAAGCCGACAUGUUGGUGGGGCCAGUCUCCAACCCUUAUGGGGACGCAUACGGUUUGAAAGACGGAGCUUACUACUGCAACGUGGGCAACAGCACAUGGGUGGGAUCAGAACCCGUGUGUCUGGGUAAGGCUUUCACA